AUGUAUGUCGUUGAAACCCUAGUCUGCCGUUCACUUGUGGAAACAUGAUCGCCAAACUAUUCUUCUGCUUACCUGUGCGGCGCAACCUCUUUCUCAAUACCCCAACCCGUUUUCGCUUGAAUUUCUCAAUUCUUGCAGAGAGUAAUGUUAGCAACAGCAAUGCCCCUUCACAAAAUCUCUUUCUGCACUUCAUUACCACCAGAUUUAACAUAUCUUCAGCUGACGCCGCAAAAAUGUUGAAAAUGGCGCCCUCGCUGGAGCGGCUUAAAACGCUGGGUAAUGUUGAACAGCUCGUGUCCAUACUCAACAGACAUGGCUGCAACGAAGAUGAAAUUGCAAGCAUAAUCAGAUCUAAUCCCAGGCUUAUGUUGAUCAGUGCAGAAAGACUGGUGGAACCCAGGAUUCAAGUGCUAAAAGAUUCCGGCGUGGAGAGCGAAAUUAUAACCAGGUUCCCGAGGAUCUUGGCAUGUAAGCUGGAGAAUCUCAGCUCCAACCUUGAGCUUCUGAAGACCGUAUUCCCUACACGGGAUAUUCUGAUCAGAGCAAUUAGGAGAAACCCCCAUAUUCUUAGAAUUAACUUGCAGGAUGUCUUGAAACCCUCGGUUGCCUUUUGGGAGGAUUUUGGUUUCCGUGGAACAGAGCUUACCGAGUUUUUGAUGUUAGGUCCUUGGGUUUUGACGCGCUGCUUUCUGACGCCUGAGCAACUCGAUCUCAUUCGUAAGAUUGGCAUUCACAAGGAAAGCAAAAUGUACAAAUACCUUGUGAAUAUAGUAGCCAAGGGCCGCAUCGAAGUGUUGAAGGCUAAGAUAGACAAUCUUCAGCUUUGCGGCCUCUCGCCUGAACAAGCCUUGGAAGUAGUUAGGUUUGACCCUACAAUCAUCAACAUGUCCAAGGAUAACAUUAAGAUAAAGAUGGACUUUAUGCUCAAUCACAUGGAACUCUCUGUAGACUUUGUGGCAAAGCAUCCACGUAUGUUUACAAUGAGUUUGGCCAAAGUAAUGAGGCCCAGGUUUUUAGUUUUGCAAAAUAUGGCAGCAAUGAAUGGAGCGGAGGAGGUUAAUCCGACUCAACUUUGUACCCUGUUGAAAAUUACCGAGGCCAAGUUUGUUGCCCAGAUCAUUAAAGGGCAUCCUGAAUCCGCUGCCCUGCUGACUCUUUAUGAAAAUGCCAUUGACAAUGUCUCAAAAAGCUCAAAGUCUUCAGUAUCUUAACAUUCGAAAUGUUUUUUAACUUGUUAAGCUUACUAGAUUUGAGUUGAAAAACAACCUCAAUACUCAGGAAAGCCCAUCUUCACUGACCCUGUUCUCCCUGAGAGUACCAAUUUCAUAGUACAGGUGGAAUGCAACCUGCUUCACUGGGUUGCUCUGAUCCAAAGACUAGGUACAGCCCCUGAUUUGGGAUUGUAAUUGCUUUUCAAUCAAUCUAUGCUAUGCUUAUACAUUGUAAGCUUUCUAUAA
Cryptomeria japonica (Japanese cedar) is the source of this 1457-nucleotide messenger RNA. Its product is annotated as transcription termination factor MTERF4, chloroplastic. Gene Ontology annotation, molecular function: double-stranded DNA binding. The transcript has a single exon. Gene Ontology annotation, cellular component: chloroplast. The coding region runs from base 45 to 1211 and encodes 388 amino acids. NCBI's taxonomy places the organism in Eukaryota, Viridiplantae, Streptophyta, Pinopsida, Cupressales, Cupressaceae. Gene Ontology annotation, biological process: chloroplast organization; regulation of DNA-templated transcription. The record is from RefSeq and is a predicted model, not a curated record.